CUGGAGAACAAAUCAGCAGCGAGUAAAUUACGUUGCGUCAUGACGUUGCCUCAGAGCUAACCAAUCAGGUACGGUCUUGUAAGAGGGGGCUCUUGGUUGUGGUUCACAACCGGCACAAGGCGACAGCUCAUAGUGAGAGGUAUGUCUCCAGAGGAUGAACCCCAUAGUCCCACCCUUGGUUUCAGCUCUACCAGGGAGGAUGUCACUAUGAGCUGUGGUGACCUAGCUACCUCUCAUGAGCUGGGGAGAAGGAGCAGAGCACACAACGGUCUCCAAACAAGAACCCCAGAGGCUGACAUCAGUUGUCAUGGAGACUUUGCCCAUGGAAAAAAUCCAUUCCUGAAAACACUGAUGGACGCAGAAGCAGCCGCCAACUCUGCUGCCAUACAACUUGUGUCUUUUAAAGAUGCCAUGGAAGAUGAAUUUGCUGGUUCGAGACAGUCUUCCAUUGAUAAGAGCAGAAUUAGAAGGCAAAGAGAACUUUUGCUGGAGAAGUUGGAGGAGUUUAGACGGACAAAUAAGUCAGUUCGACAGAAACUGAAACAGCUCCAAGGUGCAGAGGUUGAUCGAAUUGAUGCUGACCACCAAACUGACAUCUUAUUGAAGAGGAUCACACAGGCUGAGUGUGAAAAUGAGCGUUUAAAAAGAAAUUUGAGUGAGACAGAAAGCAAAGUUGAGGAACUGAUGGAUCAACGAAGAGAAGAGCAGGAGAACAUAAAGAGUACAGUUCACGUGACCAAGUCUGUGGAGGCGGCUCGUGCUCACCUGCAGGGGCAGCUGCGCAACAAGGAAGCCGAAAACAAUCGUCUGACUGUGCAGCUACGGACUGUGGAGAGAACCCUGACCGAGCAAAAACUGGAGAUCAGUGAUCUGAAGGAAUCCAUCGCCUCUUCGACUGAGAAGGCAGCGCAGGACAAAGAAUCGCUCAAGAAAGCCACCCGAGCACAGAAACAGAGAGCUGAGAGAUUUGAAGCGGCUAUUGAGAAAUGCUAUGCACAACUGAGGGAAAAGGAUGCUCAGCUGGCCAAUGCCCGGUUAGAAAAAGACUCCAGGAGACGGCAGAAAGAGCGGGAGACAGAAGAGAAAGACAAACUUGAAGCUCAUAUAGAGUUGUUGAAAAGUCAAAUUGCGGAGGUGACGGCGCGGCUGCGGAUGGAGAAGGAUGAGCUCUCUGCGGCUAAUGAAAUUGUGAUGCAACGUGUUGAAAAACUCAUUGCUGAAAAUGGAGACCUCACCGUCAAUAAUGCAACACUCAAGGCGUCUGUUGCUCAGCAGGAGCAGCAGCUGGCUGAUUGUGAGUCCGCCCUGAUAGAAGAAAAGAUCGUGUCUCAGGAGAAAAAACAUCAAACCGGACAGUCCCAAUAUCAGGUUUCAGAGCUUCAAGCUGAGUUGGAUGAUCUGAGGAUAAAAUAUGCAAAUCUCUUAAGAGAGACAGAGAAGACACAAGAUGGAAAGGAUAUAGAAGUAGAGAAGGUGAGGCAGGAGCUGCAUGGCCGCGUGGACGAGCUGAAGGCUUACCCCGAAUUACUGAGUGCAGCCGAGCAGAGUCUCUUCGAGUGCCAGGACAACCUGCUACGCUCGGAGAGGAAGUGCUCAGAAAAGUCAGAGUCCGUUAGGCAACUGCAGGUUCAGAUGGAGAGUCAGACAAAAUUGCUGCGAUCAUCUGUAGAGAUGAAGGAGUCCAUUCACGAUGCCAAUUUACAACUACACGAGCAAGUGAAUUCUCUCCAAAAGAAGAUGGACGAGCUGCAGCAGGAUAACCUGGAGCUGGUGCGGAGGCUGGCAGCUCAGGAGGGAGGUCUGGGCUACAGUAACCGGCAGCUGGAUCAACGCUCGUCAGAGUGCCAGGCCCUCAACCGGCAGCUGGAGGCAGCUUUAUCAGACGUCAAACAGCAGGUCUACAAGGUGAAAGACAAGGCUGUUGCCAGAGAAGAUGCCCUUCAGACCAAAAUCGUGGCGCUGGAAGCCGAGAAGAGCAGAAGGGACAACGAGCUGAAGCUACUUCGCCAGAGCAAGCUCACCGCGGAGAAACAGUUCGAGGUGCGUCUGAAGGACCUGCAGCUCAGCCUCGACCAAUCAGAGAGCCACAAGCAAAGCAUUCAGAACUACGUGGAUUUCCUCAAAAACUCUUAUAAGACCAUGUUUGAUGAGGGACUGCAAACAUCAAGUUAUGGAUCAUCAUAUUUUCUAAAAUGAUUAUGGAUUUAUUAUUUAUUUAUCUUUUCUUUUUUUUUUCGUGCACUGUACUAUUUAUAAGGUCUAUUUAAAAAUGAGAAUGGAGGCAAUAAUUUGGAUAUCGACUUCUGCAUUUAGCUGAUAAUCUGGGACUUUUUUACCCCCCAGAUAUCAAUCAGGGAAAUCUGCUGUUGUUAGAAGAGGUUUUGAUAUCUGUUUUUAGCUCAAAGGCAAUACAUAAUAUUCUCACGUGUGCAAAUGUUGAAUUAUGAACUUUUGGUGCUACUAUGUCUUAUUCCCAUAUGACAAGGAGACAGUUGUAUUAAUUUAGUUUAAGUCUAGUCCAAACUUCUUAAACUUUUAGAUUGUUGAGUAAGACUAGGUUCAUGCUUCACAAAUGUAAGGAUUUGCUGCUUUUCUCUUCUUUACUCUACUUUCUUUCUUUCACUACAAAUUGAAUACCUUUGGGUUUUGGACUGUUAGUCGUAUAAAACAAUAUGGGUGUAAAUCACAAGUUUCACCACAAUACAAAGUCUGCCAGUCAGUUACAUUUAUAUCAACUCGUAAAAAAAUUAAAUAUGAUUUGACAAUUUAUUACUCUAUGACUCUUCCAGACAUUUAAAUUACAAACAAUCUAUUAUUUUUAAUAAACAUUAUAAAAAUAGACCACCUCUUAUUCACUACAAAGUGCCACAUUUUUUAUCAGUUAAGAAUUUCAAAAUAAGGGCGUAUCUUAAAGAUGAUAUGUAGAUGUUUUCACUUUGAAUCAAUAUAUUGGAUCAUUGAUCAUUAUAUCGAAACAAGCAAUCUAAAGAUGUCACGUUGAGCUCUGACUAGCUGUAACAAGCAUUUCUUCACUAUUUUCUGAUAAUUCAUUGACUAAAAUAAUUAAUCAAAACAAAUAAAAGGGUUUCUAGCUGGAGUAAAGUAAUGUGCCACUAGGUGGAACUGUUUAGUCUGCUAAUCUUUUUGCUUCUGUCAAGUGUCUCUUUUUACCCACAAUCCACUGUGUGUUAGUCUUACCUUAGUCACUACUAAAUGAGUUCCAUUCAACAUACAAAGUUAAAUAUCUCUUGCAAGUGUAGGUCUAUCUUUGUGCAACUGGCUCCAGAUCAAACUAUGUUUUUGCCAUAUGUUGAAGCACAUGCACCUGAAUUAUUGAAGCUAUUGUAAACCAGAACAAGUAGUGCUUGAAAACCAAAUGUGGUGCAAAGUCUACCUGGAAUAAACCAUGUUUUCCAACUUGAACUAUGCUCUCAUUCAAACCAUCAUAAUUCUUCUACUGUGACUGAUAUGAAGUGAAAUUCAAAGACCUGAAUGAAAGCUUCUUUCACUGUUAUUCACUGUUCACUAGUAAUCAUAGAAAACAGCGUGACGUGCUGUAAUAUUGAAUGUGUUUAUGAUCUGCUUCUCAGCUGGACUGAGAUGAAUGAUGCAGAAAAUCAGUUGUUAAUCUGUCAGAUGUGAAGUUCAUGCCUUCAGGGCUGCAAACAUAAUUACUGAUACGCAUGAAGCAACACUGGGACAUUUCCAAACCACUUUUAACUCUGUUGCUGGUUUGCUCUCACGCUUUUUUAAUGGAAGUUUUUAUAUUACUGAGGUGAGAACACAGGUGCUGCAGCACGAUUGACCUAAAAACUGAUGUUUGUUUUAAAUUGUACUUGUACAUCUUCUUGUUCUUGUUGCUUGCAGGUCCUAUACUGUACUAUGGUAAUAAAGUACCAGACCUCUG
Sebastes umbrosus (honeycomb rockfish) is the source of this 3907-nucleotide messenger RNA. RefSeq names its product outer dense fiber protein 2-like. The transcript has 17 exons. The record is from RefSeq and is a predicted model, not a curated record. Gene Ontology annotation, cellular component: ciliary basal body; centrosome. Gene Ontology annotation, biological process: negative regulation of cilium assembly. Bases 142 to 2196 code for a protein of 684 amino acids. Lineage: Eukaryota; Metazoa; Chordata; Actinopteri; Perciformes; Sebastidae.